Messenger RNA from Rhagoletis zephyria (snowberry fruit fly), 2049 nucleotides. RefSeq names its product THAP domain-containing protein 5-like. The record is from RefSeq and is a predicted model, not a curated record. Gene Ontology annotation, molecular function: sequence-specific DNA binding. Lineage: Eukaryota; Metazoa; Arthropoda; Insecta; Diptera; Tephritidae.
AAACCAACACUGAGGAAAAAAUAUCGGUAGUACUAGAAAUAACAAAACUAUCGAUACUAUCCAUAGCCAUUUCGAUAUUUUCACAACUAUAAUCUCUAGAUGCAUUUGAAAUCAGCUGAUCGUGACAUCAUAUGGCGUAUUUUGCAAUUCGUGCUCAAAGCAAUUUAAAUACGUUUAAUUAGCGAAAAAAUACUUUUAAAUAUACAUAAUAGCAAAGUUGCAAUGCAGUGUGCAGUUUGGAAUUGCGUAAAUGAACGUAAGAACAAAGAGGCUAAAAAAAGUUUUUUCGUUUUUCCAAAGGACGAGAAACUGCGUGAAAAGUGGCUGGAGUUUUGCGGGCGUCCCGCAGGAUUUAAACUGAAGACAUGGAGGAUAUGCAUGGAUCAUUUCAAAAAGGAAGAUAUCGUUGGAGGAUUGGCUUUUGAAAUGGGACUGCGUGAGAAAAGAUCUUUGGUGCAUGGCGCUGUUCCCUGUAUAUACCACAAUAUAUCUCCCACCGCUGAGGAAGAAUUAAAAAAGUUGCAGAAAAAAGAAAGGAAAAGAGAAGCUGAAUCUACAAGUAAAAAAACCACUGUCCUAACAAGAUCGGAAGAGAGUUCUACUAUGACAAAUUGGUCUAGGCCGGGUCUAACCAUAAGAAAAGUAACAUCAAACGCAUCAAUUCCUGUCUGGACAAUCGCGAACGUUACGCCAAAUAAUGCGUCGCCAAAAACGUCUGUGCCUAUCAAAAUUGAUGUGGCCUCUGGAUCUGAUGAGGUGCAUGAGGAAUCUGUGCACUUAGCGGAAAUUCAAUCAUUGCGAAUUCAAAUUGAAAAAUUAAAGCGAGAGAACUUUGAAUUGCUGCAGUUGAUACGACGCCAGGAAUUAAGACAUCAAGAUGAAAAAUCCGUAUUGAAGCAAAAAAUAGCAAAAGUUGAGUUGGAAAAGAAAAAUGUAAAGGAACCGUUGUUAGGGUCAUUACCCGCAAAGCAUAUUAAUAUAGAAGUUAUUGACGAACAUGCAAUGAAAAGCGUAAUACAGCAAAAUGGAGCAGCACAAAAUAUGGGCAACAGUAGCCUAGGAAUAGUCCAUAAGAAGGAAGUAAAAAUGGAAAUAGUUGACGAGAAUUCAGAAGAAGAUAUUGAUAAUAUGCAAAAAAUAUUAACAGAAGACACAAUAGAAAAGCAGUUGCUAGGCAUACUUUCCGAAGAGCAAAUAAAAAUAGAGUUCAUUGAAAAAAAGGUAGAAGCAGAUUUGGAAAAAGACUUAAUGCAGCAAGAACUAGCAAGGCAAAAUAUAAUGAAGAAUUUGAAAGGAAUGCUUUACGACGAUCAAAGAAAAAAUAUUUUUCAAGAAUAUAUAGAGGAAACGCCACUAGAGAUUAAAACAGAACAUGAAUGAGUAAAUUAAUAAUGAAUGAAAUUUUUUAAAUAAACGCAUACUAUGUAUGCAAUUAACAGUUAACAGUAUAUACAUUUUCAAAUAUACGUAGUUGAUAUAAACAUCAAAAAGGUUUGGUAAACUAAAACAUGACACUAAUGUUUAAUUGUAUCCGAAUGAGCGUUUGAUUUGUUGUUGCAAGCGGUACUAUAAAUACACAUGCAAAAACAAUAACACGCUCGUCCAGUUACACUUACCACAGAUACAACGAUACUAUUCCUUUUCUAUGUAAAAAAAGUUAUGAAAAUUUCUUUUAUCCUUAUACAUUUUAUUUCAAUUGAAAGCCAAAAUAUGUUAAGGUAGAUAAACCUAGAACCUCAAAAAAAAAACGGGGUAUUCCAUUGAAACUCAAAAAAACUUCGAAAAUCUCAAAAACUUUCCUGUUCUCUAUGAUAAAUGGAUUCUCCUCAUUGAGAGACAAAUUAAAAUAUAUUUUGUAAAUAAAUUGAGGAUUCAUAGGCGUGUUAGUCUCAUAAUUUGUCAAGUCAAAAAUUUUUUUAUUUGUAAAUAAAUUAUUAAAAUGAUUUAGAGGUUUCGCUGAUAUGUUAAGAGCCAAUUACAUAUUUUCAAUCAGUUCAAAAAUAUGUUCGGUAUAGUUAGCAAUCCUUUACAACCACUUCAAUCCAUAUU